AUGGUAAUGUCGACACAAUUCCCAUCGUUCAAGCGGGCCCAUACGGAUCUCCCGGCGCAGUCAUCCAGUCCGUUGCGGAACGGCUCAACUGCGUCAACAAACUCCUCUGCAUACUCCAUUGCGUCCAGCUCAUUUGCACCAAGUCGAACAAGCACGGUCUCAUCCAAUGCGUCGAUUCAGAGCAACCUAGGCCAUCACCGAGGAAAGAGCGAAGCCGGUCUCUUAACCAUGGACACGGCCGGACAGGGAAACAGGGCAAAUGCCGGGUCGACAUAUGAGAACAUUCGUCGCUCUUUACGACCUUUGCAACAGGCACCAAACAUUACCCCAUCUGCCCCCAAGACCGGCGGGUAUCGACACUCGCGUAGCAACACUAUCGAUGACCACCAGUUCAGCAAGUCAAAUCGGCCCAGUACUCCCGAAUCGCACCAGGUCCACUUCAAAGAAAAUGAAACACCUCGCUAUAGAUCGCCUGUGCUUGAACCUCAAACACCUCCCCGUGGUACCUCGCCUCGAAACUGGUCCCCGACUCCAACCCCAGCGUCGCCGCUCUCCUCAUCACCUCAGAAGACGCUCUCAAACAGCCCUCGCCCUCCACCGCUGACCACCGCUCUAUCUGCACCCGAACUCGAAACUUUGCAAAAAUCAGCGACGGGCCACCUCAGGACUCUCUCCAAAAUCGCUCAGUCUGGCGAGACAGAGGAAUUCAAAUUCGGCACAACAACCCCGUCGGUCGUUGGUCUGCAAGGACGGCGACGUUUGAAGCGCGCGGACUCGGUUGCUGGGAGAAAUGGCGCCCGGUCGCCAGAGAAGCCCAAAGUGUCCUCCUGGGCAGCAGGUAACUGGAUGGAUCAGCAACGUCAAUUCUUGCAAGCCUAUGAAUACUUGUGCCAUAUUGGUGAAGCCAAAGAGUGGAUCGAGCAGGUAAUCGAGAAGCAAAUUCCUCCGAUUGUUCAGCUAGAGGAGGGUUUGCGGGAUGGCGUUACUCUCGCAGAGGUGGUUCAGGCUAUGUACCCGGAUCGGCCUCUGCGCAUCUUUCGUAACCCAAAGCUGCAAUACCGUCAUUCAGAUAAUAUCGCCGUCUUCUUCCGCUUCUUAGACGAGGCCCAGUUGCCGGAACUGUUCCGAUUCGAGCUGAUCGAUCUUUACGAGAAAAAGAACAUCCCCAAGGUCAUCCACUGCAUUCACGCCUUGUCCUGGCUGCUCUUCAAAAAUGGAAUGCUCGACUUCCGCAUGGGAAAUUUGGUUGGUCAACUCGAGUUUGAGCACCAUGAACUCGAGAAAACCCAGAAAGGCCUUGAAAAAGCAGGCGUCAGCAUGCCGAGCUUUGCGGGCAUGGCUGCGAAUUUCGGCGCAGAGCCUGAGCCUGAACCUGAACCCGUCGAAUCAGAGGAGGAACGCAUCGAUCGGGAGCUACAUGAAAAUGAAGCUUCAAUUGGAGAUUUCCAGGCCCAAAUCAAAGGAGCGAUGAUGCGCUUGAAGCUUGGGAAUACGAUGAACGAUCUUUGGGACUUCGAGCCUCUGCUCAUUGAGUUGCAGUCGCGCCUGCGUGGAGACUGGGCACGACAAAUCAGCUCAUAUCGACUGAGCAUGCGCCAGUUUGCAGUCCAACUCCAAGCAGCCAGCCGAGGGUUUAUCGUACGACAUCGCCAGCAAGGAGAGAUGCAAUGGCGAAAAGACCAAGAAUGCGAUAUUCUGGAGCUGCAAAGCCUCAUCCGCGCCUCGAAGGCGCGAGCUCGAACGAAUGUUCUGCAAUCCCGCAUUCAAAUGGAAGAGCAUGGGAUCAAGCAACUCCAAGCUGCCAUCAGAGGCGCCCUCAGGCGCAAGGAUGUUACCGACCAGUACGAAGAAACGCAUCAUGCCGAAAACGAUGUUAUGACCCUGCAGGCAGCAGUUCGAGGUGCUCUGCAAAGAAAGCACAGAAGUAUGCAAUCUCAGGCGUUUGAAGAAGCUAGCAGCCCUGUGAGGUCACUGCAGGCAGCAAUCCGAGGUGCUUUACAACGAAAGCAAAGGAGUGUGCAGUCACAAGCCGUUGAAGAAGCCAGCAAACCUGUGAAGUCACUGCAGGCAGUGAUUAGAGGAACAUUUGCUCGCCAAAACAUCUCCCAAAUUAAGAAGUCCCUUAGCAAUGAGGUACCUGCCAUCACAUCACUGCAGUCUUUUGCUAGGGCUCUAGCGGCCAGAAAUCAGCAAUCACAGCUCGUUAACGCUCUCAAAUCCACCGAAAAUGGAUGCAUUCAGUUACAAGCAUUCAUCCGAGGUGCUGCCUCAAGAAAAGACAACUCAGCUCUGAGCUCUGAGCUGGCCCAGCAUACAUCGGCCGUGACCAACCUGCAGGGGAUGCUCAGAGGCAAAGCCAUGAGACAGUUCCUGGAGUCGCAGCGAGCAGCGUUGGCGGACCAAGAAAGCACAAUUUUGGACUUGCAGUCAACGGCGCGGGCUACCCUUCUGCGCAAGGACUUGGAUGCCGACCGACAAGCUCUGCAGAAAGAAGAACUUUCCAUUGUGGACCUCCAAGCUCUUGCUCGUGCAGCCAUCUGCCGAAUCGAGGUUGGCAGCAUUCUCUCCCGGCUUGAAGAACAUGAAGAGGAAGUUGUGGACCUCCAAGCAUUGGCUCGCGCCAUGCUCGUUCGAGUCGAGGUUGGCAACAUGCUGGCUGAUCUUGAAGAGGAUGAGGACAUCAUUACCGAUUUCCAGGCUCGAAUUAGAGGACUGAUUAUUCGCAAUCGCUUUGAGGAGAGACGGCGUCACUACAACGAGAAUAUGGAGAAGGUUAUCAAGGCCCAGAGUGUCAUCAGAGGCCGCAUUCAGGGUCAGGCUUACAAGAGUUUGACUAAUGGCAAGAACCCCCCUGUUGGAACCGUCAAAGGCUUCGUACAUCUCCUCAACGACAGCGACUUUGACUUUGAUGAAGAGAUCGAGUUUGAGCGCUUGCGAAAAGUCGUGGUUCAGCAAGUUCGACAGAAUGAAGAGGCGGAGCAGUAUAUCAGCCAGUUGGAUAUCAAGAUUGCCCUCCUUGUCAAGAAUAAAAUCACGCUUGAUGAAGUUGUCAAACACCAAAAGCACUUUGGGGGACACAUUGGCAACUUGCUGUCCAACACCGAAAUAUCUUCGAAGGAUCCAUAUGAUCUCAAGGCGUUGAAUAAGACGUCGAGGAGAAAGCUGGACCAGUACCAGGUGUUUUUCUUCCUUCUUCAAACGCAAUCCCAGUAUCUGGCCCGCCUGUUCCGUCGACUUCGUGAGAUCAACACGUCGGACAAGGAGUAUGAGAGAAUCAGGCUCCUGAUCAUGGGUCUUUUCGGAUACUCACAGAAACGCCGUGAAGAAUACUACCUUGUCAAACUCAUCGCUCGCUCUGCCAAGGAGGACAUUGAAAACUUUGCCUCCCUCCCCGAGUAUCUGCGCUCUACUUCCUUCUGGAACAAACUCUUUGGUUCAUACGCAAAGUCACCCCGAGACCGAAAGUUCAUGCGUGAUGUUAUGGGUACCAUGGUGAAAGAGUCUAUUAUUGCGAACCCCGACCUUGAUCUCGAGAGCGACCCGAUCCAGAUCUACCGCUCCUCUAUCAACAAUGAAGAGCUGCACACGGGUCAACGCAGCCGACGCCCCGCAGACCUUCCCCGGGAAGAAGCGAUCAGGGAUCCCGAAACCCGAGAGACUUUCAUCCAACAUUUGCAAGAUCUGCGCGACCUUGCCGAUCAGUUCUUCACAGCCUUCGAAGAUUUCCUGUACCGGAUGCCUUUCGGUACCAGAUAUCUUGCCCAGCAAAUGUAUGACAACCUCAUCGCACGAUUCUCGAACGAGGACCCUGGCUUUAUCCUUCAAACAGUCGGCCAUUGGAUCUGGAAGAAUUAUUUCCAACCUGCAAUGCUCGAGCCAGAAAAGUACGGCGUUGUGGAGCGCGGUUUGACCCAGGAACAAAAGAGAAAUCUCAGCGAGAUCGCCAAGGUCGUUGCGCAGGUCGCUUCCGGAAGACUCUUUGGGGCAGAGAAUGUCUACCUCCAACCUCUUAACUCCUACAUCGGCGAGUCAAUACAACGGCUAGGUCGAAUCUGGGGUCAAGUUAUCUCGGUCCAGGAUGCAGAGUCCUACUUUGACAUUGACGAGUUCAAUGAUCUUUACGCCAAGGCUAAACCGACUUUGUAUAUUAAGAUGUCCGAUAUCUUCUCCAUUCACCAACUUGUGGCCUCAGAGAUCGAGUUCAUGUGCCAAAACCCUGAUGACAUCCUCAAGCAGUUUGUCAGAGAACUUGGCAAUGUGAAACGCAAUGAGAGCGAAUUGAUGGGCGUCAGCACUACUGAGAUCAAUCUCACGCUGAACCCGAAACUGGCCCAGAUGGAAGAUCCAGAGGCCGAGGUCAAAGCACUCUUCAUGGAAACUAAGCGAUGCAUCCUUUACAUUAUCCGUGUUCAAACUGGUGCCAGCCUCAUGGACAUUAUGGUCAAACUGCCCACUGAUGAAGAUGAGGCAAGGUGGCAGACAUUGGUUCGGGAGGAGCUACACACCAACAACCCUCGACGUGGCGCUUACGGCGAGGCUAGCACGUUGAUUGACAUCGGCUCAAUGACCUACUCUGAGCUCAAGGGCACUGCUCUUGAAAACAUCCUUCGUCUUGAGCAGGCAGGCAAGAUCUCUCGACACAACCACUACCAAGACCUCCUGAAUGCGAUUGCUAUCGACAUUCGCACAAAGCACCGUCGGCGAAUUCAACGAGAGCGAGAGCUGGAGGGAGCACGCCUCACGUCCACGCGUCUCAAUGAUCAAGCCCUCUAUCUGGACCAGCAGCUCAAGACCUACAACGAUUAUAUUGAACAGGCUAUGAUCACACUCCAGAACAAGAAAGGCAAGAAGCGCUUCCUAAUGCCUUUCACCAAACAAUGGGAUCACCAAAGAGAACUUCAGAAAUCCGGCAAGGUGUUCAAGUUCGGGUCCUACAAGUACUCUGCUCGCACCCUGGCCGACCGAGGUGUCUUGGUUGCUUGGAAGGGCUAUUCUGAGCGCCAAUGGGACCGCGUGGACUUGACUAUCUCCAGUAACGAAGUUGGAGUUUUCACGCUCGACGGCAGCAGUGGCAACAUGAUGGUGCCCGGUGCCAAUGCACAGAUCCCAUUGGAUGAUUUGCUCCAGGCCCAAUUCAACAACACACAAUUCAUGGACUUCUUCGAGGGUCAGAUGCGUGUUAAUGUGAACCUUUUCUUGCAUUUGAUUAUGAAGAAGUUCUACAAUGAGUGA
This is a messenger RNA of Penicillium atrosanguineum, 5232 nucleotides long. RefSeq names its product putative Ras GTPase activating protein. The transcript is spliced from 3 exons. Gene Ontology annotation, molecular function: GTPase activator activity; protein binding. Lineage: Eukaryota; Fungi; Ascomycota; Eurotiomycetes; Eurotiales; Aspergillaceae. Bases 1 to 5232 code for a protein of 1743 amino acids. Gene Ontology annotation, biological process: regulation of actin cytoskeleton organization; regulation of GTPase activity. Gene Ontology annotation, cellular component: cytoplasm. The record is from RefSeq and is a predicted model, not a curated record.